AUGAUGUCCUCUCAGAUUAAACGGGACUUUGAUGAAGUGACUGAGGCUAUAGACUUUUUCCAAACGCUCUGUAAUCUCCCUGGAUGGUCAGACCCUGAGACCUCUGUGAAUCUUUGCAAGUCUGUGGCAAUGAGAAUAUAUAGCGUCGACGAAGCCAACGUUGGUUGGUUGAAAGGGACCCGCGAUGAGUAUAAAUCUAAAGUACUCGAGGAACAGAAAAAAGGAUAUGUUGACGAUGUCCUCAAAGCUCUUCAAGGGCCAGCGCCGUCCUUCGCCACAGAUGUCAUCUCGCUAGAACCAGAGCAACUCACGGCGCUGAGGUCUUUCCUAGACACUGAGGCAAAGAUCCGUGCUCUCUACAAGCUGUUUUCUGAUUCCGAAUGGUCAAAAGACCCAGAAGGGCUGGCAAAAGAGAAGGAAGUUUUAUCCUCGAUUUUAAAUGAUGCCUCGGUCCAACGACUUCUGUUUGAAGCAAUCAUGAAGACCUUUCUUACCAAAAGCAAGGUGGUUGAAGUUAUCGCUUCAAUUCGAAACGAGGUAUUCAGCAGUUGGAAGGCUGCCGCUAAUGAGGAGGAGUUCUAUGACAGGUAUAGCGGAGCUGUGAGACACUACGACAAAAAUAUUAAGGAGGAGAAUGAGGAAUCAGCCGCAGAUGCUUAUAAAAAUUACGAUGUGCGCGAGUGGUCGUCAAGUCCUUAUUUCAGCAGAUACUAUGACGCUGGAUACUUCUAA
Penicillium cinerascens is the source of this 732-nucleotide messenger RNA. RefSeq lists its product as uncharacterized. The transcript has a single exon. The record is from RefSeq and is a predicted model, not a curated record. The coding region runs from base 1 to 732 and encodes 243 amino acids. NCBI's taxonomy places the organism in Eukaryota, Fungi, Ascomycota, Eurotiomycetes, Eurotiales, Aspergillaceae.